Copidosoma floridanum is the source of this 1362-nucleotide messenger RNA. It is a transcript of the gene JMJD4, whose product is annotated as jumonji domain containing 4. Gene Ontology annotation, molecular function: sequence-specific DNA binding; 2-oxoglutarate-dependent dioxygenase activity. Gene Ontology annotation, biological process: positive regulation of translational termination; protein hydroxylation. Gene Ontology annotation, cellular component: cytoplasm; nucleus. NCBI's taxonomy places the organism in Eukaryota, Metazoa, Arthropoda, Insecta, Hymenoptera, Encyrtidae. The record is from RefSeq and is a predicted model, not a curated record.
UGUGUUUGUACAGUAACUUCUAAAUUAAAUUUAUUUAAGCAUUCUUAUUGUACGUCAUUAUGUUAAAUAUACAUCAUAAUUUUGUAGAUAGGAAAGUAUCGAGACAGUUUUAGCAGUGAAAUGACAUCUGUCAUUGAAAUAAAUAAUGCCAAUAUCAGACCUAAAUAUAACAAUGAGGAAAAGACCGAAAAAAUUUUCGAAGCAAACCAUGCUAUGGCUUACAAUGAAUUUUUUGAAAGUUUUUUAAUAGAAAAUAAACCUUGUAUUUUCGAGAGAGAAGCCACUGCAAAUUGGCCAAGCAGACGAAUUUGGAACGUUUGCAAUGCGCCAAAUUUCGAAUUGUUAAAAAAGUGUUUUGGUGACUGCAAAGUUCCUGUAGCUAACUGUAACGAAAAAUAUUUCAAUAGCCACCAUAGGGAAGAUAUGUUUAUUGAAAGUUAUAUAAAUUAUUGGACUGAGUACCGCAAAAGCGAUUACUCAAACAAGCUGCCUUUGCUAUAUUUAAAAGACUGGCAUUGCGUCAAGUCACACUCAAAUAAUGCAAUUUACAAUGUGCCUAAAUAUUUUGCUUCUGACUGGUUGAAUGAAUAUUAUACUGCUCAUCAAAAUUUGAAUGAUGACUACAUGUUUAUUUACAUGGGACCAAAAGGAUCAUGGACACCCUUUCAUGUCGAUGUAUUUACAUCGUACAGUUGGUCAGCUAAUAUUGUUGGAAGAAAACGCUGGUUACUAUUUCCACCUGGACAAGAAAAUCACUUGAGAAGCAAAAAAGGAGAAUUACCUUACAAUAUUACAUCAGAAGAGCUUAAUAAUGCAUCUAAACAUAAAUCUCUAAAGUGUUACGAUAUUAUACAAGAAAGUGGUCAAAUUAUUUUUGUACCUUCGGGAUGGCAUCAUCAAGUUUGGAAUCUGGAAGAUACUAUAUCUAUAAAUCACAAUUGGUUGAAUGGUUGCAACAUAUUGAAUAUUUGGAAAUCUCUGAAAAAAGCGCUAAAUGCUGUGAUAAAAGAAAUAAGAGAUAUCAAGAGUUUGGAUGGUUGGACAAUGGAUUGUCAACGGGUGUUGAAGGCUGAUUUCGGGAUGAACUAUUUUCAAUUUUAUGAAUUUUUAUCGUUCAUAGCUGAAAAACGCCUAAAUUCUGUGAUAAAUAAUGUGCCUAUAAAGAGCUUCAAACAGUGGAAUCUGGGGAGAAAGCAUUGCUUGUUUGAUCUUAGACAAAUUGAAAUUGUCCUUGAAAAUUUUAUAGAAGAUUCUAGUGAGAAGGAAAUAAGUAGUAUGCUUUGGAAGAAUAAUGAAGCCCAGUUAUUAGAAAACAGAAUAAAAUCAGUGAUAAAUCAAUAUGGAACAAAAUGUCAAAAAUAA